AUGGCUCCGGCACUGGGGCUGGGGGCGCUCCUGGGGGUCUUGGGGCUCCUGAGGACCCCGGCGGGGGCGACGGAGGUUGUGCACUCCCUGCGUUACCUGCGCGUGGUGGUGUCAGAGCCGGGCCCGGGGCUGCCCCGGUACGUGGCCGUGGCGUCCGUGGACGGGACCCCCUUCGUGCGCUACGACAGCGAGCGGGGCCGGCUGGAGCCGCAGACUCUGUGGAUGGCGGCCGGAGCCGAGCCGGGAUAUUGGGACACCGAGACCCGGAUCAAUGGGAGGUACCGGCAAAAGGACCCCGACCACCUGAAGAUGCUGCAGGGCCGGUACAACCAGAGCGGGGGUCUCCACACGCUGCAGCGGGAUUGCGGCUGUGAGCUCCUGUCCGACGGGAGCGUCCGUGGAUCCUAUCGGGAAGGCUAUGACGGGCGGGAUUUCCUUUCCUUCGAGUUGGGAUCCGGGAGCUUCGUGGCAGCCGACGGCGCUGCCCAGAUCAUCAAGAGGCACUGGGACUCUGAUGGGAUCACAGUGGACAGGUUGACAAAUUUCCUGGAGCACACCUGCCUGGAAGUGCUCCAGAAACAUGUCCAGUAUGGGCAGGAGGUGCUGGAGAAAAAAGAGCCUCCUGAUGUCCAUGUGUCUGGAAAAGUGGAACACGGGAUCCUGACAUUGUCCUGCCGCGCGUACGGAUUCUACCCCGGGGUCAUCGAGAUCAACUGGCUGAAGGGGGAUGAAAUCUGGGAUCAGGAGACAGAGUGGGGCGGGAUCGUUCCCAACAGUGACGGCACCUUCCACAGCUGGGCCAGGAUCGAGGCGCUGCCGGGGGAGCGGGAGCAGUACCGGUGCCGGGUGGAGCACGCCGGAAUGCCGGAGCCUGGGAUCUUUGCCUGGGAGCCGGAAUCCGGCUGGAAUCUCAUCCUAUUGGUGGUCAUGGUGUCCGUCAUUGCUGCUAUCACCAUCAUCAUCAUCAUCGGCCUCAUCCACAUGAGAUUUGGCAUCCGGAAGCUCCAAUCCGGGAAGAGGGAGAGGAAGAGAUACGUUGUGGCCAAUGGAACAGACAUGGGAACUGACUGCUCUCUCACAGGAAUGGAGCAGGAUCCAUGUGGUAUUCCAGAGGGAAAUUGGGGCAGGAUAGAUGGAGCAGGAUUGAGACAGGAUUCCAGAUCAGGGCAGGAUUCCAGAGUGGGAUCAAGUGGAAUUCUGGGGUGGGAUCAGGGCUGAAUUCUGAAGCAGGAUCAGCUGGGAUGGAUGGAGUGGGAUUGGGGUGGGAUUUCAGAGCAGAAUUGGGGUGGGAUGGAUGGAGUGGAGUCAGAUGGGAUGGGUGGAGCAGGAUGGGGUAGGAUUCUGGUGCAGUUCCUCCUCUCCAUGGGCUCCACAGCUGGAUCCAUCCUGUGGGAUGGGCACAGGGACAUGGUGACUCUGUCCCCCACUCUUGUCCCGGCAGACAACAGGAACAGCUGUUCCUGUUGUCACUCUGGUUCUCCAGGGGUGUUUCUCUUUCAUCCCCCCCAAGGGAUCCCUCAGGAAAAGAACCUGUUGCAGUGGCUCCACGUGUCGUGACAUGGGCUCCGACAGAGCCGCGUGCGGGAAGUGCCGGGAGUGGACUUUUAUUGAAGAAAAAGAGAAAUUUAAUUUAAUGGAAAUCUAUAUACAUAUGUAAAGAAACGUUUGUAAAUAUUUUCCCCUUCCCCCAACACUAAAUAGUUGUGUUUUGUCUGAAAACUCUCCACAUGAGGUGAGAAAGAUAUCAAGUCCAUGCCAUCACUAAACCCUCUCACAGGAGCAAAUUGUGGGAGGGGGGCUUGAACUUAGAAAUUGGAUUCUUGGGAGUUUCAAACCACCACAGGGGGGGACACAGAGGCUGGGGAGUCUGGCAGGACACUCUUCCUGGAUAGAGCCUAAAAUCUGGUCAGAGAAUGCAAACAACCCAAGCUGGCUGUGCUGAGCUCCCACUGGUGCCAAGGGGCUGCUUUUAGUGUUGGGUUGUGCUAAAACCAGCCUGGUUUGCCCACUGCAAACACAUACCCUGCUUUUGGAAGCAGCAUUUGACUGAUAAGCUGCUGGCUGGCCUGGAGAAAUGGGACUGGCAGUCAAACUCAGUCCAACUUUCAUGUGGCAGAUUCUUCCAGACUUUCCUGGAGUGUGUAGAGCUUGUCCCAUGGAGCAGGGAGGCCUCUUCAUGUUUACUGAGGGGUUGAGUUGAGGAGGAUCACAAAUCUGACUGGGAACGGUUCAAGGCCUGGAGGGACGUGUAUGGGGCCUGAAGACUAUUAAUUCACGGACUGACUUGUUAUUCCCCAGUUUAUUACCAGUUUUAUACCAAGUUCAAUGUGCUCCCAUGUUAAUUCCCCUUGGUUUAUACUGUUCAGGGCUUGCCUGGACUUGCCCUCACGUUUUUCCCGCCAAAAGUUGUUUACUGCCUUGUUCUCCCCUGGUUUUCCCGCUCAUCUCUCACUGAUUGGCUGAUGGAUGCUGCAGUGCAGAGUGAGCUCCCAUUGGUCCUUUCCCCUGGAUACUCCAGAGUUCCACCCAUCUUUCUCCUAUUCCCCAAUCCCAUUCUGCCCUGAGUUGUCAAUCCCAUGCUCCGCCCCAGUUGUGGAACCUCCCCUUACCCAUAUCCUAUAUAACUCUCUGUUUCCCCCAAUAAAGUGGCAUUGCACCCCUGACCUUCAA
Molecule: messenger RNA, 2670 nt
Organism: Pipra filicauda (Wire-tailed manakin)
Lineage: Eukaryota; Metazoa; Chordata; Aves; Passeriformes; Pipridae
Product: class I histocompatibility antigen, F10 alpha chain-like
Exons: 7
Coding region: 1-1218 (405 amino acids)
Biological process (GO): immune response
Cellular component (GO): external side of plasma membrane
Source: RefSeq, a predicted model, not a curated record